GAUGCAGGCACAGCUGAAUUCUUUCCCCGAGCAGGUGGACAUAGUGCAGUGGAGCGCUCUCUUCAAUUCGCUCACUGACAAGAGCCCGUCAGACCCAGUGCCCAGCCUCGACUCGAAACGGGAAACGGUCAGGGAGGCCCUUGGCAAACUGUGUCAGCUGCCGGACAAGCAUGAAGCCUUGGGGACCCGCAUCAGCCUGCUGGAGAGUGAGCUCAAGCAGCAAGCGGAUCACCUAGCCAAACUUGGGAUCUCAGAUGACGUAGCCGCAGAUUUGGAGAGAAUGAAAGACGAAAUAAGCAGCCUGCAAAGCAAAGAAGACAAGGGGAAGGAGUUUCGGAGGGACUUGCUGGCCCAGGUGCAGAAGCUGAAGGAGCAAUACGAGAAGCUGCAGAAAGGCUCGGAGAGGCUGCUGAGUAGCAUGGGGGAUUUCCAGAACCUGCGGGCGAUGGUUCAGCAGCUGGACCUGAAUAAAGCAGACAAAGCCCUGCUGGAGCAGGAGAUGAAUGUGAAAGCAGACAAGAGUGCGCUGGAGGCCAUGGUGAACCACAGGGAGCUGCAAAGCGCCACCACUCAACUGAGCGAGAUGAUGCAGGAUCUGUUGCAGAAGAUGUCCCUGCAAGACAAGGAUUGGCAGAAGGCGCUGGAGAAGCUGUUCAGUGACAUGGACUCCAAGUUGGACCACAUGGCCCUGGACCCUCUGCAGAAGCAGCUGGAGGAAGUGUGGAAGUUCAUUAAGAAGUAUUUGAGUGAGGGCCCCCGUUUUGAUGCUGACAGUGCCGCUGGCUUUAAAAGGCAGCUCUUUGAACGAGUGAAAUGCAUUUCCUGUGACAGACCCGUGGCUAUGAUGACUGGGCCGCACCUGGUGACCGUCCGAAAAGCAAAUCUGCUCUCCCGACCACGUCCGGCUAGUGCCAACGGUUAUGAGUACCUGGCACUUCAGCAGCGAGCAAGGGAGCAAGCUUUAGAGGGCAAUGACGGGCAUGAAAUGACUAGCCGUGGGCAGCUCUCCUCCCAGCAGUGCUGGCAAUGCCAGGCACAUGCUGCCUACCCUGUCAAGCGAUUGUCCAAGGUGAAGGCUCUUACCACCAUGUACCCCUACGGAGACCCCACAGUCCUCACCUACGAUAACAGCGAAGUGGAUAUCCUGGGCAUCAACGGAGUUCUCUACAAGGGCAGGGUGAGCUCACAGCCGGCAAAUCGGAGUGUCUCUCUGGAGAAGGAGUUCUCAGGAGCAAAGAUCCCCCGGCCACCCUCCAAACAUGGGAUGGAAAGGACGCGCUCUGCCACCUCCUAUGGCAGCCACUAUGUGUCACCCUAUGCAUCCUCUGUCGUCCGGACAAGGGCCACGUCCGCAGGGAGCAAGUCGCAGCCUGCCCAGGAGCUGCCGGCCUGCAUGGUGCGGGUGAAGACCGAACUCCCCCCAGGGCAGCUGCCAAGUGAGGGGGGGGUGGCCGGCCUGUGAGCCACAAGGGACUGUGGCAGCUCCACAGGCCCCGCCCCCAUCCCUUCCUUUACCCACCAUUCCUUGUGUAAAUACUGUGCUAUGUUGCUGCGCAGGACGGCCAUUGCCAGGCGUUCCUGCUGCACAUGGUCGUUGGACGGCACCGCCAGCAGCUCUCCCUUACAACCGGGCCAACGAGAGGGAUUUCUUACUGGGCAGGGCACGCUCCAUGCAGUGGGGACUCACCAUCCAUCAGCUUCACCAGGAGCUCUAUUGGGGGCAGGAUGGGGGCUGGGAGGGCUGCCCCUGGCGGCAAGUGUCACCUCGUUAUAAACCAGUCGCCCCCCCCCGACCAACCAGCUAAUCUCUGCAUUAACACAGAGUCACAGCCAGGAUCCACGAGGCACAGCGGGACCCCUGGGGCAGAGCUGAGCCAACCGCCCUACCAGCAGGAUUCCCCAGGCCAUGGGAGCUUGUGAUGAGGCCCAAAGGCUGCCCUGCUCAGGGGCCUGUGGCUAGCUUGGCUGUUGAAUCACUAUAAUGAUCACCUAGGCCCAGGUGUGUUGCAUUGAGGUCAGGGGAGCUCUUCUGGGUCUGCAGUGGGAGAGCUCUGGCCCUUACACAGCUGGCUUGCCUCCCUCCAUCACCCUUAACUGGGUUCCCAGGAGAAUUCUCUCCCUCUGUCCUGCCACCACCAGACCAGCAGGCUCCUGCUAUGUCGCCUCCAGGGCCCCAUAUGGCUCCAACAAACUGGGUCCCUCCACCAAGUGCAGCACUCCUGGCACAUGAGGAUAUGAACCUCCAGCGGGGUACAUCACUGCAUGGAUCACCUCGAUCCACGAGGUGCUGAGGCCUGGGGUUCUGAACAAGAGCCUGAGCAUGGCAGCAUGUGCAGGCCUCCACCAGACGGUGCCAGCUCGGCUUGCUGUGCCUGGGCCUGUCCGCUCUCCAGAUCCAGCAGGGACCCUUUGAUAUGGCCUGCGAACACACUCCCCCUUUCCCUCCCAGCAUUGAGCUUGGAAAGCAGGUGCUCCGGAGCUGCUGGCCACCCUUGCAGCUGUGCAUCCACAACAGACUAACUUAAGGAACUCCAUAAAGUUUUCACUUUUCUAAGCGGCUUUGGGUGGGAUCAUUUCUUGCUGGCACCGAGGCAAGAGCCCCACUGCGGGUGGGGAGAGGUUACUGAUCACACACUCACUGAGGCCUGGGCGCUGGGCCAGAGGGCACGAGGGAUGGCUGGGGACAUCUCCUCUUACCAUGAGUAGCAUCUUGCAGCCUAUGCCUCUAGAGCCG
Trachemys scripta elegans is the source of this 2734-nucleotide messenger RNA. It is a transcript of the gene C10H16orf96, whose product is annotated as chromosome 10 C16orf96 homolog. NCBI's taxonomy places the organism in Eukaryota, Metazoa, Chordata, Testudines, Emydidae. Bases 2 to 1462 code for a protein of 486 amino acids. The record is from RefSeq and is a predicted model, not a curated record. The transcript has 13 exons.